GUUUCGACGGCAAACAUUACGCCUCACAUUGCUCUCUCUCCUUUGCUUAAACAAAUACGCUUACGAUAAGAAUCUGCAACAUUUAUCCACGAUACGCGUUAAUUAUCUACUCAUUCUAUUGCAACUCAUUCAAGAGGAUACUCCACAGCAUAUCAAUCAGCAAGGCAUCAAAAUGAAUGUACUCCCUAUAAAUGGACCGCCAACACCGCCUUUGGAGGAAGUUGCUUUAGCCUCACUGUACACGCAUUUGCAAAAGUUAGCUGUCGACAACGAAACUAUGCGCGCAUCUAUUCAAAAUUUUCAAAAUGAUCAAGACAUGUCCCACAACAUGUACACUGACUUUGAUCAGAGUCCUGCAUUGUUGAGCCUUCAGCCUCUGGGGGAACGCGAUCUAUUUUUAGAACAACAACAGCAACAAUACUUUAACUUAAGGGAGCGCAAGAAUAGAUUGAUUUUAGGUUUAGGUACUAUUCUCGGCGAAUAUGGUUCAAUUCAAAAUCACGUGAUAAGAUCUUUGAAAAUUUGGCAACGCAAACAAGCAUUGUCGGCCAAUGGUGCACCAUUUCCCGACAAUUUAGACGAGAUACAAUACUUUGUAGAAGCGUUGAUGGAUCUUAUCACCGAAAUAAUCGCACUCAUCAAUAAUCUUCUGUAUUUUGGUGAUGAGCCAACGCUCAAUGAAAUAUUAAAUCAUGCACGGGGCCUGCAUAAUGUGCUUAUAUUUUCGGCCUUCAUUGUGGAGAAGCAACCACCUCAAGUGAUAAAGAAGUCGUCAAAGUUUCCGGUCACUGUACGUUGGUUAAUCGGCGAGAAAUUGGAUAUACAUAGGAGCAAACCGAAAAUAAAGUGUGAAAUACUUUCAGAGGCUCAAGCUAAACGACUUGCAGUACAAAAUAGUGGUCCAAAUUUUCAAAUACCUCCUGCAUCUAAUGGCGAAAUGACAGGAAAUGAGUGCCCCAUGGAGUACGAUAUCAGUAAUCGUAAUUUUGCGGCAAACUUCACAAAUCUUGUAAUAAAACAAAUUCAGCGCUCUGAAAGGAGGGGACCGGAAAUCGUUAUGGACGAAAAAUGCACUUUACUCUUUUACACAACAACAGUGUAUAAGGAAUAUGAGAUUACGUGCUGGACCCUUACUCUACCCUUGGUAGUAGUGGUGCAUGGCAGUCAAGAGCCGCAGUCGCUGGCCACGAUCACUUGGGAUAAUGCGUUCUCUGUAAUAGAGCGAGAACCUUUCAAGGUGCCCGAUAAAGUGCACUAUACAAAACUAUUGGAAGCGUUAAAUAUGAAGUUCGCUUUCUCUACCGGCCGUCAUUUAACUGCGGAAAAUUUCGAAUUUCUACGCGAAAAACUGCUAUUCAAUGAUGCCGGUCAGGUAAAUGAGUACAUAAGCUACUCGCAAUUCUGUCGUGAUAAGUUACCGGACCGUGGUUUUACAUUCUGGGAGUGGUUCUAUGCUAUAAUGAAGUUAACAAAGGAGCAUUUAAAGCAGAUGUGGGUGGAUGGGCUUAUCGUUGGAUUUAUAAACAAACGUAAAACUAUGGAGCAAAUACUACCAUAUCAAGAAAAUGGUACAUUCUUGCUACGAUUCUCGGAUAGUGAAUUGGGUGGCAUAACGAUAGCUUUUCGUGAUGACUGUGGCAAUAUAAUGAUAUUAGCGCCAUGGACUAGCAAUGAUCUGCACACACGUUCGCUGGCUGAUCGUAUACGGGAUUUGGAUGUGUUGAAGAUUGUGUAUCCAAAAAUGUUGCAGCGUGAUGCUGCGUUCGGCAGUUUCUACACACAACAAAUCGGACGUCGCGAUUAUGUUUCCAGCAUAUUAAAAGUGCAAAUUGCUCCUCAGCCUCCAUCUGGUCAGCAAAUUAGCGUAUCAACCGGUUUUGAUAACAACGAUUGGCAAGCACUCGGCCUUCUAGAAGCAUUGGGAUCGGGAGAGGAGUCUACAUGCUCAUUCAAUUCCAAUGGUACAUCAAUCAUUGGAGUACAACCAGUACAAUGUUUUGGACUGUGAAAGAGCGAUACUAUGCAUACAUCUCAGGGUUGAGAUAUAUGAUUAAGUUGGACAAAGCGCAUAUGAAGAAUACAAAUUCAAUUUGUACACAACGGCUAGCCCCCCUUGAUAUCAUUGGAAUAGAUAUGGCACAGAUUUUAUUUUUGUAUGUAUGUUGGUAUUUAGAUGUUGUUAGACAAAAAGUGUUUAUUAGAAGUAAUUUUGUAUUUUUAUCUUAAUUUUUAACCUUGAAUUCAUGUACAUAAUAAAAUUUAUUAAAUAAUUAA
Anastrepha ludens (Mexican fruit fly) is the source of this 2274-nucleotide messenger RNA. RefSeq names its product signal transducer and transcription activator-like. The record is from RefSeq and is a predicted model, not a curated record. Gene Ontology annotation, biological process: regulation of cell population proliferation; cell surface receptor signaling pathway via JAK-STAT; regulation of transcription by RNA polymerase II. Gene Ontology annotation, molecular function: RNA polymerase II cis-regulatory region sequence-specific DNA binding; DNA-binding transcription factor activity, RNA polymerase II-specific. Bases 173 to 2008 code for a protein of 611 amino acids. NCBI's taxonomy places the organism in Eukaryota, Metazoa, Arthropoda, Insecta, Diptera, Tephritidae. The transcript is spliced from 12 exons.